Messenger RNA from Pimephales promelas (fathead minnow), 1938 nucleotides. The record is from RefSeq and is a predicted model, not a curated record. Lineage: Eukaryota; Metazoa; Chordata; Actinopteri; Cypriniformes; Leuciscidae.
AAGUUUAACUGUGUAUUAAGAAAUAUCAUUGUUUUAGUGAACUCAAUUAAAAUAAGUUCAGAGUACUCAUAGCUAUUGUUUUUGAUAAACUUAAUUGAAUUGAGUCAAUCAGUUUCCUCAAAUGAAGUGAGUUAGCUUAACUUGUUGGGUUUUAGCGGUUAAUGCAACUGGCCACUGCUCGUCUUUCUUUGAUAGUCAUCAAUCUUUCAAAUUAUUCAACCAUCUGAUCAAAAAUCAAUUCAAUCAAUCAAAAUGGAUUAUGAAUGAAAUAAUUAUGUUUAAAAAGUUGACAAAGUUGAUUUUGAAGGCAUUUAUAUUGAUCUGGAUUGUCUUCCUCAGAUCCACCAGAUUCAUCAGAUCCAUGGAUGGCUCUUUUCAUCAUCGCCUUCAUCUGUGUUCUGGGCUUGAUUGGGUUUAUCCUGUACAAACACAGACUUAAACUAACAGGGAAGAAAACCGUUAAAAAAGUUUGUGACGAUGAAACUAUGGAGAGUCUGACAAAAGUUUGUGACGAUGAAACUAUGGAGAGUCUGACAAAAGUUCGUGAUGAUGAAUCUAUGGAGAGAGGGACAAAAGAAGAUGCGGGCAGUUCUUCAUCGUGUGCUCCACAUGUGCAGGCUGACGUCCAUUCACAGCCAUCAGAGAGGAAGAAAACCAUUAAAAAAGUUUGUGACGAUGAAACUAUGGAGAGUCUGACAAAAGUUCGUGAUGAUGAAUCUAUGGAGAGAGGGACAAAAGAAGAUGAGGGCAGUUCUUCAUCGUGUGCUGGGGCUGCUGCUCCACAUGUCCAUUCACAGCCAUCAGAGAGUGUGGGAGACACAAAUAUAGCAGAACUGAGGAAACAUGCAGUUGAGAUCACUAUUAAUCCUAAGAGUUCACAUCCAGGUCUGACCGUUUCUAAGGACCGUAAAACAGUGAGAGACGCUCCAGAUUAUAAACACACUGGAAAAGGAUUUCCAUAUGAAUUAUGUGCAAUCGGAGCUCAAAGAUUUGCAUCUGGCCGUCGCUAUUGGGAGGUAGAGUUGGCACAAGAAGAUAAACCUCCUAAAAACUACUGGUUAAUUGGUGUGACGAAACAUGCAAACUUUCGUGUAAAAGACAGAUCUGCUGUAACUCCAUCAAACGGGUUCUGGUUCUUGUGUUCAGACGGUCCUAAUGGCUUUUACAUCAGCUCUGAUCCAUCAGUUUCUCUCCCACUGACGCCGAGACCCGAACGACUGGGAGUUCUGUUAGAUUAUGGUGAAGGUCAGCUGUCAUUUUACAAUGUCAAAGAGAGGAAACAUGUGCUGACCAUGAACAUCAGAUUCACUGGAUCAGUCACUCCGCUGUUUAAUCCAGGGGUCGGAGAUCAGAGUUCACUUAUGAUUCUGGAUUGUCCAAAACCUGUAGAAACACCUGUAGAGUCCAGUGAACCUUUACUGAGGAACAGCUCAGACGCCUGACUGACCAAUCCUGUGUGUUCAGGCCGAAUGAAGCUCGUGCAGAUUCAGGGCCGUUACAUAGUCAACGCAAGCAACGCGAACGCGAGUGACGCGAGCGACACGCUCCCUUUCAUAGUGUUAAAGCAGACGCAAGCGUCACGGGCGAUGCUUAAAAUGCAAUACUCCGGUCACGCAACAGGGGGUAGUAGAUUUUUUAACUGCAAACCUGAAAAAGCGGUGAAGCUCGUGAAGGCGUGCGUGGCUCUCCACAACUUUCUGGCAUCCACUGACCGUGCCAGAUACAUGCCCGCCACCUUUGUGGAUGCGACGUCUGACACCGGAGAGGUCCAGCCUGGAGAGUGGAGUGGAAGCAGCACGUUGUGGGGGACCAGAACAUGGUCGACGGACCACGGUUUUCGGUCGGCAGCAGCAGACCCUCCCGGAGAGCGGCACUUGUAAGGGAGCAGCUGGCUGAUUACUUUUCAUCAGAUGCUGGCGUGUUUCCCCACCAGUACAG